AAAUAAACCGGAUUUCUUUUCACCAAGACACCAACCUCUUCGCUACUGAUAAUAAUUUCCCCACCAAAAUAACAGAACCCUACUUGGAAGUUGGAUAAAACCCUUAUACUUGCAGAACAAAAAAGUUGGGAAUAAACAAAAAUUGAGCGCUAUGAUGGGUAGUUGGAGAAGAACCGUGGGAAAUGUCAGAUCAUUCAUAGGGAAUUCGAUGGGAGGUCUAAGAGGUCCAUCUAAUUUAGCUUCGUGGGUGGUUGCCGGAACGCUAGCUUAUUUCCUCUGGGUUAAGCCCUCUCAAGACCUCAAGCGAGAACAAGAGGAGAGGGCAGCACUUGCGGCUCUUGAUCCUAAUCGGUACGUGGAGAAAAGAAAACCCAUUCCCGAUCCACAGACAACUGGUUUGAUAUACGGCAACAAGAAUAAAGCUAAUCAAUCAGACGAAUAGUUUUGUUACACAUCUCAAAUUUCUAAGUUAGAUUUGUUGGGUUUAGGUGAAUUCACCUUAAAGUGACGGUGUUUUCUUGUAUGCUGGGUACAAUGCUAGUGACUUUAUCAAUAUAAAAUAGAAAAUCCAAAAUAUUGUUUAAUAAUAGUUUUUUUUUUUUAAUUUUUAUUUGUUUUUGGAGAGUCAAAUAAGAAAUAAGAGCUUACUUCUGAGUGGAUGUACAAUCUGUAUGGUUUGUUUUCUUUUGUUGAGGUUAUUGU
Molecule: messenger RNA, 702 nt
Organism: Pistacia vera
Lineage: Eukaryota; Viridiplantae; Streptophyta; Magnoliopsida; Sapindales; Anacardiaceae
Exons: 3
Coding region: 152-442 (96 amino acids)
Source: RefSeq, a predicted model, not a curated record